Echinococcus granulosus is the source of this 1059-nucleotide messenger RNA. RefSeq names its product HORMA domain-containing protein 2. The transcript has 11 exons. The record is from RefSeq and is a predicted model, not a curated record. NCBI's taxonomy places the organism in Eukaryota, Metazoa, Platyhelminthes, Cestoda, Cyclophyllidea, Taeniidae. Bases 1 to 1059 code for a protein of 352 amino acids.
AUGCCUAUCACUACUGCACCAAGGCUUGCCAACGGACAGUGGCAAAAAACAUUUCCUUUGCAAAUGAAUACGGAGACUUUGUCCCUUGUUUUUGUGAAGAAGCUGUUUGCUGUGGCUGUCUCAAAUGUUGCAUUCGUCCGGAAACUCUUCCCUGAUAACGCGUUCUUUGAUAAAAACAUUGAAGGAAUAAGCUUAAAAAUUUUAAAAGAGGAAGCGUCAUGUCCAGGAACUUGCAAGGUUGUUUUUUGGCUCCGCGGAUGCUUUGAUGCAAUUGAAAGGCGAUACCUACGGAAAGCUACACUUGUUCUUUAUGAAAAUCCAGGUGAUCCUAAGACCAUAAUGGAGUCAUUCUCAUUCACAUUUCGAUACGAUAGCAAGGAAGGCGCUUCCAUGGAGAUGGAAGCAGAGCCCAUAAGUUCUGCAAAGUUUGCGUCUACCCUCCCCAGAGAUGAGAGAGUAAAAGUGCAGACGAAAAAUUUACUUAAUGCUAUUUUGGCUGCUGGGAAAAUGCUAGGACCUCUCCCUAAGAAAAUGAUGCUGACUAUGAAACUACAGUAUUACAAUUCUGCUCCUAGUGAUUACAUGCCAAAUGGCUUUAGAAUUGACGAGAACCCAGAAAUGGUCUUUCAGAGUGAUCCUGUUAACCUCAAGAUUGGUUCAAUCGACACGAAUGGUGAUUUAGGUCGGUCGGAAAACGGUGCUAUAUCGGCGAAGGGAAAACGUGGGAAACAUAUAGACGUUGACGGUCUCACUUCUGCUGCAGAAGAGUUACAAAUCACAAAUAAUACUGUACUGAAUAUUGUGUUUCCAUUUACCUCUAUGCCUUUGGAACAAGGAAGUGUGGGACGUUAUAUUUAUGUCUAUUCUGAUUAUUUUAUCAUCUUGCAUCCUCAAUCUUUUACUCUUCCUCUGUUGUUGGCAUCAUUUCUGCUGCAUAUUGUCUCAUUGACUUUUGAUAAAAUCUCUUCAAAGUUAAAACUGAGCUUUUGGAAAAUUUUGGAGCAGCUGGUCGUCUGUUGUUUUCGCAAAACCGGUUCUCAGAACACUUGGUACCUUUAA